Molecule: messenger RNA, 592 nt
Organism: Brassica oleracea var. oleracea
Lineage: Eukaryota; Viridiplantae; Streptophyta; Magnoliopsida; Brassicales; Brassicaceae
Exons: 1
Coding region: 84-548 (154 amino acids)
Source: RefSeq, a predicted model, not a curated record
UCUGCUAGCAUUGGACGACAUCGUCUCUCUCUUAUAAAAUCUGUUUUCAUCUCAGUCUUCGAUCUUUCAUUUCACUUAAAAUCAUGAAAGCUAAAGAGAUGAAGAAAGAGAGAGCCUUAUCAAGACUAGUGAAAUCCCCGGUACGUUUCUUGAUCAUGGCACGUGACGCCUACAUACGUAGCAUGACAUCAUGCUCCGUCGGUUUCAUCACCGGUGGUGGUUCUGGUGGAUUCGGUUUAUCGGCCGGUAACUUUCAAAUCUGCGAAGCACCAAGCACCACUCUCCCUCGUAGCUUCAUACUUAAUACGUCAACGACGACGGGGACACGUGAACGCUGCCGGUUUGUCACACGUGGCGGUGGUGUCGGAGAAAAUAGGGCUGCGAUGAGACGACCGUUGGAUCUCAGGAGAAACUAUAGCUGUAUGGUGAUGGGAAGGAUCGAUGAAGAGAAGGCUUGUGAUGAGUUUGAAGAAGAGGGUUUGCUGUCUGUUUCUGAUCGAUUUAAAAAAAGAAAGUUGUGUGGUGUUUUUACUAUUUGUCAACGAUAAAAGACAAAAAAAACUUCCCCUAAUAAAUUAAUGUUUUUCAUGUU